AUGAGUUCUGCAAAUAAAGAAUGUUCUAUUUGUUGUGAGGAACGUAGUGAAUCCAACUUCCUAAAGAUAACCAAGAAUUGUAACCAUACAAAUACUGUCUGUAAGACUUGUGUCAACACCCAUGUCCAAGCAGAGUUAGAAAGGAAGGGAUUGUUAGAAGUUCAAUGUCCAACUGCAGGAUGCAGUAAUACGUUAAGCCAUCAGGAUGUAAAGAAGCUCGCCGUGAAAGCUGUUUUUGAGCGAUACGACACUUUGUCUCUCAACCAGACUCUUCAAAGUUUCCCUGACUUUCGCUGGUGCAAGAAUUCUAAAUGCGGGGCAGGACAGAUUCACUUUGAGAGAGAUGAGGCACCCAUCAUGACAUGUAACGCUUGUGGUGCCAGGUCAUGUUAUACGCACGAAAUUCCGUGGCAUGAAGAAAUGACGUGCGAUGCUUACGAAGAGGCCAGAAAGGCGGCUGAAAAGGCAACAGAGGAUUAUCUCCAACGCGGUACCAAGGCUUGCCCUAAAUGCGGUGUUCAUAUUGAAAAGAAUGGCGGGUGUGAUCAUAUGAAACUAGCUUCGAGUCUGACACGUAUGACAGAGUCACAAUCAACCUCAUCGGGGACACGACAGAGUGGAACAGAAGAAAUAAACAUUGAAAUGUAUGAUCUCGAGGCUGGUCCUCUGGCUGAAGGGAGUGCUAAUACCAACGCAAGGACGAGUAUGAGUUUGGGAGGAUUCUUUAAAGAGGUCAAUUCGAUACGAGAUAUGAUUCGCGCGAUAAGAGACAACAUGUUAGCUAUCGCAGAUUUAUAUCGAAGAACAUUAGCCAAUAUCACAGAUGACGAGAGCAUGAGAAUGUCGCGACAGCUUGGCUUGUUCGUCUCGGAGACCAGUCGUAUUAGUCUCCAAGUGGGUCAGAAACUAAAGUUCAUGGAGUUAAGUAGCAGGUCUUUCUCUCCUGGACAAGAUCAGACGCAGAUGAGGGUCGCUCAGUACGCAGCAUUGGUGAAGCAAUUUAUGGAUACGAUGUCGGAAUAUCGGCAAUUACAAAUAGAAAACCAAACCAAGUAUAAAAAUUCUAUUACACGACAGCUUCAUACGGCUAAGCCUGAUGCAACAGAAGACGAAGAUUCCCAAGUUCUCGAUAAUGAUACCGGACAGGGGUAUGCAUCUCAGGUACGGGAAGAUACCGGUCGAAAUCAAGAAUUCGAUGAAAUCGUGUCUCAUAUAACUCCAAACUUUAGAUUCUUUCUAUCAACGGAUCCAAUCAGGUCCGAAGAGCUAAACAAACUAUUGUUAGAAAUGCAAACCUUGGUGAUUGAGAAAGAUACUCCGGUUCCUACGCCCGAUGAUCGUUCGAUUGUACAGAUUGAAACGUCUACAACAACUGAUAGAGUACCCGGGCCGUUGUCGGCGGCUGAUAAGGGUAACUAUGAUGAUAUUGUUGUUGGAGGGAUUCUUUAUCUUUGCAUCACCCUGUUGUAA
This is a messenger RNA of Paraglomus brasilianum, 1470 nucleotides long. NCBI's taxonomy places the organism in Eukaryota, Fungi, Glomeromycota, Glomeromycetes, Paraglomerales, Paraglomeraceae. The record is from the annotation of a GenBank genome assembly.